This is a messenger RNA of Drosophila mauritiana, 2116 nucleotides long. RefSeq lists its product as uncharacterized. The coding region runs from base 363 to 2099 and encodes 578 amino acids. The record is from RefSeq and is a predicted model, not a curated record. The transcript has a single exon. NCBI's taxonomy places the organism in Eukaryota, Metazoa, Arthropoda, Insecta, Diptera, Drosophilidae.
AAGAUCGACUUCCGAUUCAACCAUUAUUUUUAAAAUUCCAUACUUCAUUCGAUUCCGCUGAACUGCAGUGAUUACUCUCACUUAUUUAUACUUGCAUUCAUUCUUAACUCAUUAUAUAGGCACUUCUUAAACAAAAAACAAACUUUAGAAGACAAAUAAAGAAAUUCUUUGUGCUUACCUAAAGAUUUAAAUUAUAAUUUGCUGCUGUAAUUAGUGAACCUUCCUUUGUAAUCAUAUAUUUUUAGCUCUACGUGAAGUGUAUUCACUUUUUUAGACAAGCUGUCAAAAUUUUCAUUUAAAAUAUUAGUUUUUCACCUGCUAGUGGCAAGUGAGCACUCUAUAAGAUAAGAGGGUUUUUAGAAAUGUUGGAGAGGCAACGAAGAUCCCAGAUGAGACUGGAUACCGCUGCACCUAUUGUAAACCGAACCACCACGAUGCGAAGAACCCGUCGAUUGAGCUUUAAUAUCGAAGCAAAUGGCUUUGUGGCGCCAAGGACUCGAAGAAGACGAAGAAGGGAUCCCUACUUUAUAACUUAUCCUCCGAUGUAUGACCCCAUGCAGAUGGGACACCAAUGGGGAUUCGAUUUCAGCACCAACGCAAUGCCCAAUGUUUAUGGAAAUAUAUUUCCGCCUUUCAACCGCUUAGAUGCGGGGGAAAGGUAUGAAUAUGAUACUGUAAGCUCACUUCCAACGGAAGAAACGUGCGAUACAACCAAACCGCAUGUUGCUCAUGAGAUCGGGGAUAUUUUACUGGGAUUAGAUAGCUUAUUGCAAGACAAAAAGGUCGAAAUACUGGAAGAAAAUCAUGAAAAGUCUAAUAACAGCGAGAAUAAUGAAGAUCAAACCUCUAGCUCUCAAGCGAACCAUCAUUCAGUUCUAACCGAUGUUAUGUGUGAAGCAAUUGACCGGAUAAACAACUAUAUAGGCAAUUAUUUAAAGCAGCAGGAGAUGCAGGCUAGCCUUAAUCAAAUGAACAUGUUUCAUGGCAAACUACCAGCGAUCCAGGUGUUGCAGCUGCCUGUCCAACCGCUGAUCGUUCAAUCGGUUCCACCGUGUCCAUCCUUCGAUAACUAUAACUAUCCCCUUCCAGAAAAUUAUAUUCAAAAGAAAUCCCAUCUCGAACGUUUGCCUUGGUUAAAGGAGCGAAAACGAAAACGUCUGUCAAAGUCCACUACCUACGUACAUAUGCAGAAUCAAGGAAGUAGUACAGAGGAUCUGUCAAAGAUCUUGGAAGCACCAAGCAUCAGAAGUAAGCUCACAGAAAUCCAACAAACAUCCAAAAAGGAUGCUGGCACAACCAUGUGGUGUCCAAGGGAAUGCUGUAGAGAUCAGUGCGGCGCACUUAGAAGCCAGGAGGUCUAUUCAUUGGGGCAGGAAAACGAAGAAACUGCAAAUUCCCUGACAUCAACUGGAUAUCCUCCUCCAUGUCUCAAGGCCCCACCACCGAGUAUUAAAUCAGAUGAAGAAGGGGACGAUCGCGGGGAGUAUUAUCAUCCUACUGGGGAAUCCAUGUACUUGCUUGAUUCCCCUCAAACAUCAAGCUACAGAUCUAGCUGCGAUUAUCGUCAAGGAGGAGGAAACCUUACUUAUUCCUACAUGGAGGAAGAGGAGCAGGUGGACGAUGAUGACUGGUAUCGAAGUGCGAGCAAUAAGCUAGCUGAGCUGGAAGUGGAACAGGACUACUUUAAGGAAUUGGAGAAGGAAAUGCUAACGACUUCGGAAGAUCAAACCCAUCGAACUGACCCUGAACCCAACACUGAAAAUAGUUUUGUAAAUAUCAUAGCCACCAGCGAUAUGGCAGUCAGCACUACAGAGCUCAAUGCCGAAACUCACCGGAAUCCAAUAAAUAUUGUAAGGAUCUGCAAAACGUCCUCCUUAAAACAGCGAAAUAAUGCUAAAAGUGAAAACCAAAGGGUAAAUUCGCCAGGAACCCAUAAAGUCAUGUUUGAAAAUGUCCAAUGCAACAAGGGAGUGCAGGUGCAACCAAACAUAACAUCGGCGGGAACGGAUCCAAUAAGGAAACUAUCUAUUUCGACAGUAUCUAAGGUCAAAAGGAAUUCAAAGCAUUUAUUAAGGCCCAAAGACAGGAUCAAUCAAUAACGAUCCAAUAUAUAAAC